AUGAGUGAGGCGGGCAAGGCCACUGCCACCGUCCUGCAGGCUCCCGAAGUCCCCCAGCACCCUGCACCCAAGAGCUUGGUGGGUGGUGGCAGGUCCCAGGCCGAGGCCCCAGCACCCUGUGCCCUUCUCACAGGAAACCCCUGUAUCCCCCCUGGCCCCGCCUCUUCAGCCCCAACAGGCAGUGAAGACCCGGAGAAAAAAGUUCUGGUCAUCAAAGUCCUUGGCACGGUCAAAUGGUUCAACUUCAGAAAUGGAUAUGGAUUUAUAAGUCAAAAUGACACCAGAGAAGAUGUAUUUGUACAUCAGACUGCCAUCAUCAAGGAGAACAACCCACGGAAAUACCUGCAUAGUGUAGGAGGAGAAACUGUCGAGUUCGAGGCGGUUGAAGGAGAGAAGGGUGUUGAAGCGGCCCACGUGACUGGCCAAGAUGGCCUUCCCGUGGAAGGGAGCCGUUACGCUGCCCAUCAGCGCCGUUACCGACGUGGCUACUAUGGCAGAUGCCAUGGACCUCCCCGCAACGCGGGUGAGAUCGGAGAGAUGAAGGAUGGAGUCCCAGAGGGAGCGCAACUUCAGGGGCCGGGUCAUCGAAAUCCAACUUAUCUUACAAGGUCCCAUAGGAGACCUCGUGGCCCACGACCUGCCCCAGCGGUGGGAGAGGCUGGAGAGAAUCAACAAUCGGCCAAUGGUCCAAACAAGCCAUCUGAUCGCGGCGGAUACCGGCGCCCACACAAUUAUUGGCAUCACCUGGGUCCUCCUAAUGCUCCUUCACAAGAUGGCAAAGAGGCCAACGCAGGUGAAGCGCCUUCAGAGACCGGUGCUGAGUAA
This is a messenger RNA of Pteronotus mesoamericanus, 825 nucleotides long. RefSeq names its product Y-box-binding protein 3-like. The record is from RefSeq and is a predicted model, not a curated record. Gene Ontology annotation, cellular component: nucleus. The coding region runs from base 1 to 825 and encodes 274 amino acids. The transcript has a single exon. Gene Ontology annotation, biological process: regulation of gene expression. Gene Ontology annotation, molecular function: nucleic acid binding. NCBI's taxonomy places the organism in Eukaryota, Metazoa, Chordata, Mammalia, Chiroptera, Mormoopidae.